Messenger RNA from Danio aesculapii, 769 nucleotides. RefSeq names its product E3 ubiquitin/ISG15 ligase TRIM25-like. The record is from RefSeq and is a predicted model, not a curated record. The coding region runs from base 43 to 735 and encodes 230 amino acids. The transcript is spliced from 2 exons. Lineage: Eukaryota; Metazoa; Chordata; Actinopteri; Cypriniformes; Danionidae. Gene Ontology annotation, molecular function: zinc ion binding.
UAACGAUUUUUGUCUGGCAGAGCAGUUUCUAUCUGGGAAGAAAUGUCUGAGUCGUCCUCGAGUGAGUGUGUGGAUCAGUUCAGCUGUUCAGUGUGUUUGGAUCCGCUGAAGGAGCCGGUGACGAUUCCCUGUGGACACAGUUACUGUAUGAGCUGUAUGACUGACUGCUGGAGCCUGAAGGAGCAGGGGCCACCGUACCGCUGUCCCCAAUGCAGAGAGAGCUUCAGUCAGAGACCUCUACUGAAGAAGAACACUCUGAUAGCUGAGAUGAUGGAGACGCUGCAGAAGACGGCCCUACAGACGCCCGAUGCUGCUGCUGCUGCAGUGGACUGUGAUGUUUGCACUACAGAGAAGAACAGAGCUGUAAAGUCCUGUCUGCAGUGCUUGGCCUCCUUCUGCCAAACUCACCUGCAGCUUCACUAUGAGUCUCCUGCGUUUAUGAAGCACAAGUUAGUGGACGCCUCCAGACACAUUCAGGAGAACAUCUGCCCCAGUCAUGGGAAACCGCUGGAGAUUUACUGUCAAGAUGAUCAUCAGUGCAUUUGUUACCUGUGCAUGGUUGACAGUCAUAAGAACCACAGUGUGGGGUCUGUGGAUUCAGAAUGGACUAAUAAGAAGAAAAAGUUAAAGGAGAUGAAGGUGAAGUGUCUAAAGCUGAUCGAGGAGCGAGAGAGAGGUCAACAGGAACUCAGUGAAGUUGUCAAGACUCUUAAAGUGAGUAUCAAGAUAUUUUAAAAUAUUCCAAUGUAGGCCUGCAUUGAAAAAUCAU